CAGCCACCAUCAUGACAACACAUAAUUCUCACAGCCUAAAUCGCAACACCUUUCCUUGCAACCAAAGCCAACCUUCUAGCUAGCUAGCUAAUCUAAGCUAUAGUGUGUUGUUGUGAAGUGGAGUACUAGCUAGCUACCACUCUAUCUUCUUCUUCUUCUACCUCCUCCUUUAUAUCUUGCCCCUCACAUGCACGCAUGCCUCUCCAUCUCCAUUGCCGUCCUAGCUAGCUAGCUAAGCUAGUACACUAGCUAGGCCAUGGCAUGGUGGUGAUCAAGAAAGCGAGAGAGGUGGAGCGGCAAUGGCGGGCGGGUGCAAGGCGGCGAUCGGGUGCGUGGACGCGCGUGUGCCGGUGAGGGCGAGCUACGUGAGCCUGUACAAGUGGCCGGAGUCGGACGCGGAGUUCGUCAGGUCGGUGGCCAUGGCGCGGCGCCACGGCGGCGAGGCGGCGGCGGCGGCGCCGCCGCCGGAGAGCCCCGCCGUGCCGCACCACUACUACUACAACGGCAGCGGCAGCGCGCGGCGCGGCGGCGGCGAGGGGUGGUACUACUGCAGCCCGAGGGUGGUGGACAGCUACUCGUGCCGGCAGAUCUACCUCCGCAGCUACACCUUCUCCAAGAAGAAGGAGACGGUGCCGGAGCGCACAAUGGCGUGCCUCGGCCGCGUCAGGGACCGCGGCGCCGCCGUCUUCCCCUUGUUCAUCCCGCACCGCGCCGGCAGCGGCGGCGGCGGCGGCUCCGACGCCGGCUCUGUCAACAGCGCGAGCAGCAUCACCAGGGAGACGGCCUCCACCGCCGGUGACAGGAAGAGGAUCAGGCGGCGGCGGAGCAGCAAGGGGUGCGCCGUGGCGCGGAGGCUGCAGGAGGCGUCGUGCGGCGCCGUGCGCGCGCUCUUCCACCGCCUCCUCGCCUGCACCACCAGCGUCGAGGUCGCCGACGCCGGCGAGCCGACGUCAUCACGCUGAACACUAGGCGCGCGCAUGCGAGCUAGCUGCUCUAGCUAAGCUUGUGUGUUUCACCGUGUUUUUUCGUGUGCUAUACAGUAAAUUAAAUUAAAAUUCCUCCUCUCGAGUUAAGUUAAGUACAGUAGCUAGCAAGCAGUAAUUUUAUUUAUUUCCACGAGUAGUAAUUAAACUAGCAAUAUGUAUGCUUGGACACGUAUCGAUCGGCUGCCUACUUGUAUUGUGAAUUUGUGAUGUAAGUUAUUUGUGUUUAUGUUACUCUAUUUAUUACCACUUGUCAUAUA
Oryza sativa Japonica Group (Japanese rice) is the source of this 1243-nucleotide messenger RNA. RefSeq lists its product as uncharacterized. NCBI's taxonomy places the organism in Eukaryota, Viridiplantae, Streptophyta, Magnoliopsida, Poales, Poaceae. The record is from RefSeq and is a predicted model, not a curated record.